This is a messenger RNA of Pygocentrus nattereri (red-bellied piranha), 2565 nucleotides long. RefSeq names its product solute carrier family 3 member 2a (gene slc3a2a). The coding region runs from base 159 to 1664 and encodes 501 amino acids. Gene Ontology annotation, biological process: amino acid transport; carbohydrate metabolic process. The record is from RefSeq and is a predicted model, not a curated record. The transcript has 9 exons. NCBI's taxonomy places the organism in Eukaryota, Metazoa, Chordata, Actinopteri, Characiformes, Serrasalmidae.
CAGCCAAUAGCAGAGCAGCAGAGAGAGCAGCCUGUAAUAAAACUCUCUGAGCGACUCGCACAGUCGCUCCCAGUUACUGCAGGGUCAAGAACCUGGAACGUUAGCGGGAUUACAACGCCGACUUUUCUACAGUUCGGCUAUAACAGCGUCGUGAAAUCAUGAGCAAAGAGAUGGAAAUGAAGGAGGUCGAGCUGAACGAGCUGGACCAGGAGAAGCAGCCAAUGACCGGAGAGACUCCGGCAGGAACGGAGAAGAACGGCUGCGUGAGGGUGAAGGUCCCGGAGGACACCGAAGUCAAAUUCACCGGCCUGUCCAAAGAGGAGCUGAUGAGAGUGGCGGGGACUGCAGGAUGGGUGCGGACUCGCUGGAUCUUGCUGGUUCUGUUCUGGCUGGGCUGGGUUGGCAUGCUGGCUGGGGCAGUGGUGAUCAUUGUUCAGGCUCCGCGGUGUAAACCCAUCCCUGAAAUGCACUGGUGGAAUGAGGGUCCUCUCUACCAGAUUGCUGAUGUGAGCGCCUUCUCUGGAGACAAUGGCUUUAAAGGCAUAGAGGAAAAGCUGGACAGUUUGAACCAGCUGAAGGUGAAAGGUUUGGUUCUUGGCCCUAUACACAGUGUUCAGGCAGACCAGCCGAGCACUCUGGAUUUAAAGACCAUUAAUCCGGUGGUGGGCAACGAGAAAGACCUGAACAGCCUGCUUGAAAGAGCCCACAAAAAGGGUAUCUCCAUAGUGCUGGAUCUGACACCCAACUAUGAGGGAGCUACAGCUUGGUUCAACAAUGCUGCUUCUGUUGCUGAGCAAUUCAAGGCUGCAUGUGCCUACUGGCUCCAUAAGGGAGUGGAUGGCUUCCUUGUGUCUGAUCUGGGCCAGAUUGCCAAUACUGGUAGCUGGCCAUUCAUUCAGGCUGUUGUCCAAACCAACGCCACAGAAGGGACCAAGAAAACGGCUCUGAUGGGCUCUGUCACCGGUGUGUCUGUGGAUGAUGCCUCUCUGCUUCUGAAUCACUCUGGAGUUGACCUGCUGCUAACCAGCCUGCCAGAUCUAACCCAGUCUGGGGUGGACCAGGCUCGGACCAUCAAUAAGCUUUAUUCUAGCCAUCCACAGACCAGCCUGGGCUGGAGCUUGAGUGGACGCUUGUUAGGUCCACUCACCUCCAGAUCUUCAGCUGUACCCAUACGCCUCUACCACAUGCUGCUUCUCACCCUGCCUGGCACUCCAGUGUUCAACAGUGGGGAUGAGGUCGGGCUGAAAGCGGGGGAACCUCUUGAUGCAAUCUGGGACUUGGAAAGUCCAGCUGAGGAGAAAAAUGAAACUGCAAAGACUGUACGAGCGGAACGCAGUGAGCUGCGAAGCUUUUUCAAGGCUCUCAGUGAUCUGAGAGUUAAAGAACGAUCUCUGCUCCAUGGAGACUUCGCCUCUCUCUACAGCUCUGCCUCCUCUUUUGCAUUCCUCCGCCUGUGGGAUCAGAGUGAACGCUUCAUCACUGCCUUAAACUGGGGUGAUGCCCCUGCCACCAUGACGCUGGCCAAUAGUGACCUGCCCUCGGAGGCCCGCGUCCGUCUCAGCACUGAUGUGGAGAAGCUAGCUGUAGAUGACAUGGUAUCACUAGAGAAACUGGAGCUAGGGCCCAAACAGGCUGUGUUACUGUCGUACCCUUAUACAGGAUAGACACAUAAUUAAAAACGCACAUACACACACAGACAAAGACCCUUUGUGCAUUGUUUUAUCACCAUCAGGACUUCCUUGUAAGGUUAAAGUGGAAUUCCAUUUAUUUUUCAAAAGCUCUACAUAAAAACAAUCAUAGAGAUGUAAAUAAAGCGAUGUGAAACGGAGCUUGGUAUAAAACUUACCAACUCAGUAGUGGUGACAGAAACCAGGCAUCUACAGCACAAAUAUAACCUUUUUAUUUACCAUUUAAAAUGACCCUAUACAAGUCUUCUAAAUUGUUAUAUUCAUUGUUGAUAAUGGUAAAAUAGUGUUAAAUCUGAAACAAAUAAGUUUUCUCUGGGGACUGUUUGGCCUUACAAUAUUUAAAAAGUAAGUUUAGAUCCCUAUCCUAGCCAAAUCCCAAAUCCCCUAUCCAAGACAAUGAGACAUCAGGCAGCAUUCAUAAGCACUUCAAAUAUGAACUUUCUGUGAGGGAACUUUUUGAGGUAAGCCUAUUAAAGUCUUUAGAUGUCUGGCUUUUAUUACCACCACUCUGAACAAUUCUGACUAGAAGUUUCUAUAGAACGCCAUACUUCACAUCAAACCACUUUGAAUGGCUUUUUUAACAUCCUGAUGAUUUAUUUAAUUAUUUUAAAAAGCUGUAGAAUUCUCUUAGUGUUAAAUGUUUGACAAGUUCGUUUGUUCUCAUCAGUUCAUAAUUAUUAUGGAAAAAUGGAAUCUGUGUGUUAGAUUAGGUCAGUAUCAGCAUAUGUUUUGUAGUAGUUUAGGAUAUUAGGAUAGUUGUAGGGGCACUUACUGGAACACAAACUGUCUUGUGAAAGUUAGGGGGUCAUUGGAUAUUCCAACUUUGUGUGUGAAUUGAUGGAAAGUGAAAAAUUAAAUAUAACACAGUUCAACUGCA